Molecule: messenger RNA, 2388 nt
Organism: Homalodisca vitripennis (glassy-winged sharpshooter)
Lineage: Eukaryota; Metazoa; Arthropoda; Insecta; Hemiptera; Cicadellidae
Product: nuclear pore membrane glycoprotein 210-like
Cellular component (GO): nuclear pore
Source: RefSeq, a predicted model, not a curated record
AUGCAACACGGGCGGCUGGACGAGAUCCCACUGCCAUCGUCCCAGUACGCUCUGGAUGUGGAGGACACAGAAGUUAUUAUUGUGGAUCGCAUUGUAUCGGUAGUGCGUGGUGUAAGCCAGGGUCAGAGCCGCGUUGUGCUGCGUGACCGCCACGGUGAGGGGGCAGGUCCGGGAGUCAAGUUACCUGCUGCUUCAGUUGUUGUCACUCAACCUGCCUACCUGCGCCUGUUCCUACUGCCACACAAUAACUGGGCAAUCACUGUUGAUGAGCCGUGUUCAAUACAGGUCCAGGUCUUUGACAGAAACAACCAUCGGAUCCACAUCGGAGAUGCAGUGUCAGUGAGAUCGAUGGUGUCUGAGGAAUAUUUUCGAGUGUACAGCAUGACCCGUAAUGGCACAGUAAUCGAUGGCACCACCAUCAAAGUUGGCACUGUCCCAGUAACAGCAACACUAGAGUCUGUUCGUGCCAUCGGAGGUGCAGAAGUCAAGUUCAAACCUGUCAUUUCUGCUCAAGAGGACAUGUUGAUCUAUCCCAGGCUCAUGGUUACACCCAGGCAUGUCGUAGUUCCGUGGGAUCCAAGCUUGACAAAGUAUGAGUUAGAGCUGACAGCGAGUGGGGGAGAUGGUAGUUACAGCUGGCGGUCAAACAACAUCUCAGUGGUGACUGUGUCUCAGUCUGGUGUUGUCAAGUGUAACAAACUCGGGGAGACCAGUGUCAUCGUCUCCAUGCCGAGAAAUCCUGCAAUCAGAGCCACAUCUCGUAUUGACGUUCUGCCACCUUCACACAUGGAAAUCCUCAGUCAUAUUCUAGAAGCUCCGGUUCACAAACCAAUUAUCCUCAAUAUCGUUUUGUAUGCAGACACAGCAGAUGAAAAUGGAAAUUUGAAGAGAGUCCACUUCACACACUGCCAAGAGAUUCAAUUUAAGGUUGAAAUUUCAAAUGCAAACUUCUAUCAGAACGUCACAGAUCACACCAAACCACUGGGUAAAGCUUGUGCAACGGUAGCUGUCGUCGGAAGGACAUUGGGAACAUCAAAAGUGAAGAUUUCCUAUAAAAGUGGUAGUGUUUUGUUGGAAGCGAGCACUGUAGUGGCGUCUUUCAGUCCUGUAGAAGUGAUGCACCCAGAAAAAAUGGUCACGGUCCUCGCUUUAGGCACAUCUAGACAUAUUGUAUGGAAGGGAGGUCCACGAGUUUGGCAAGGUAGGCCAGCAGAACACAAGCGGUCUGUUGCCUCCGAUUCUCCUGCAGUUACAGUGGAAGAAGUCACCAGUAGCACACCGUCGGAGUUCUAUGUCUACUCAGUUAUGUGUAAAGAACUGGGAGAAUCCAAUGUGAUUUUAACCAUUAAAAACAGUGCAUCAAAUGGAAACUUCAAACAUACAGAGAAAGACAAAAAAGAAUACAACUACUUAAUCCCUCUAGAACAUUAUCAGUACAUCCACCCGAAAAAUCGAACUGGGACACUGACAGUGGAAGGAACUGUGGUUAACUACAGGUUGCAGUUACUCAGUCGCUUACUGAUCGUUCCUGAACACCCAGUUUUUGGUAUUUUAAAUGAUUUGAAAGAGAUAAUCAGUCCUGUGAUAUCCAACUCUCUGACAAUUGUUCUUGUGAAUGCCUCCUCUGUCACACCGGACCGAGCAACAGUCUUUAACCAUCCAAAUAACAAAGUUGUGCUUAAAGUUACCCAGGGGUCAGGGUUCUACAGAGUCUAUCAGAGUUCUCUGGACAUUGCUGACGUGCGCUAUGAGGACAGUUCAAAAUCUGUUGAAGUUAUUCCAAAAACCGAUGGACAUUUGCAAUUGACACUUUUCGAUCUGUGUUUGUCAUACAAGUCUCCUGUUGUGGAAAUUGAAGCCAUCACUUUCACAUCAGGGUAUGGAGAGAGAGAAAUCCGCAGCCAACCUCAGGCACUUCAGGUGUUCCCACCACUCCGUCUGAUCCCUCAGGACAUCACAUUAGCAGUGGGAGCAGUCUUCCAGGUGACUCCCACGGGAGGCCCGCAGCCAGACUGUUCCAUGGAAUAUACAACCUCAGAUGCCUCUGUGGCCAAAGUUACGUCAGCAGGCCUGGUGGAGACGCAGAGAAUUGGUGACAUGAGCGUUACUGGAACGGCUAUUGGAUACCUCAAAUCCACCGGUGGGAAGAUCGAUACAGCAAGGAUUCUUGUCAACGUUCACGUCAUUCACCUUGAAGGGGUGAAGAUCCAUAGUCCGUUGAUGAAACUAAAGACUGGCUGCAAGAUGCCAGUCUGGGCUGUUGGAGUACCGGAAAAGUUGACUCCACUGGUGUUAGGUUCCAUACAACCCUCACUUGUUUUCAAGUGGUCAACAUCUGUCCCGAUAUUGUUGAACUACAGGAUGUAUUUUCAUGCCACCGGUGUUGAG